GUCGGGCAGCGGCGCGGGCGCCCCACGAGAGCCAGGCCGCCCCGCGGGCGGCAAGCGUGGCUCUGACCCCGCCGCUCGCCGCUGCCGCCGCCGCCGGCCUCAUGGAGAAGCCGGGCGCCGACGAGCCGUUCUCCCACCCGCUGGAGCCCGACGCCGAGCCGCCAGCGGGCAAGGCGGCGGGGGAGAAGCGCUUCAAGCUGUGGUACGUGGGCUGGGCGUGCCUGGACAGGCGCACCACGCUGCCCAUGCUGCCGUGGCUGAUGGCGGAGAUCCGACGGCGCAGCCAGAAGCCCGAGCCCAGCUCCGUGCCCGCGCGCGAGGUGCUGCUGCUGCUGGGCUCGCCCAACCUGCGCUGCAUCCCGUCGGCCAGCAGCGCGGCCAACCCGGCCGUGUUCAUCUUCGAGCACAAGCCGCAGCACAUCUCGCGCUUCAUCCACAACAGCCACGACCUCACCUACUUCGCCUACCUGAUCAAGGCGCAGCCCGACGACCCCGAGUCGCAGAUGGCCUGCCACGUCUUCCGGGCCACCGACCCCAAUCAGGUUCCUGAUGUUAUCAGUAGCAUAAGGCAGGUUUCCAAAGCAGCCCUUAAAGGGGAGGUCAAACCCAACAAAGACAGUGAAGAUGCCUUCUACAACUCUCAGAAGUUUGAGGUCCUGUACUGUGGAAAAGUCACAGUGGCCCACAAAAAGGCUCCUUCGACCCUGAUCGAUGACUGCAUCCAGAAGUUCAAUCUUCAUGAGCGCCAGCGCCUGAAGCUGUUAAGCGAGCACCGGAACAUGGAAUCUAGCACAGAUCUUGCUGAGUACGAAGGGGAUACACCGUCUUCUCCCUUAGACAGCCCAUUUGAGGAGCUGGAUAGCCCAAAUGACGGGAAUACCGGCAUGUUCAUAGUGGGGAGCCAGACCAACCUGGCCAGCCUGGCUAGUGGCCGGGUCUCUUUUCCAGAACGGAUUCUGGAGGAUUCUGGAUUCGAUGACCAGCAGGAGUUCCGUGCUCGAUGCAGCAGCGUUGCGGGUGUUACGCAAAGGAAGGUGCAUGAUAGUAGUUUGAAAACACAGUCACGAAGGCGACACGCAAGUGCCCCUAGUCAUGUCCAGCCCUCUGACUCUGAGAAGAACAGGACCAUGCUGUUUCAGGUUGGCCGAUUUGAGAUUAACCUCAUCAGUCCGGACACAAAAUCGGUGGUCUUUGAGAAGAACUUUAAAGAUAUCUCCUCGUGUUCUCAGGGCAUAAAACACAUUGAUCAUUUUGGGUUUAUUUGUCGGGAACCUACGGAGCCCGGAAUAAAUCAGUACAUUUGCUAUGUAUUCCAGUGUGCAAGUGAAUCUCUGGUUGACGAGGUCAUGCUCACUCUGAAGCAGGCGUUUAGCACCGCUGCAGCGCUCCAGAACGCCAAGACGCAAAUUAAGCUGUGUGAGGCCUGCCCAAUGCACUCAUUACACAAACUCUGCGAAAGGAUCGAAGGCCUUUAUCCACCAAGAGCUAAACUUGUGAUUCAGAGACAUUUGUCAUCCCUCAGUGACAAUGAACAAGCGGACAUCUUUGAGCGUGUUCAGAAAAUGAAACCUGUGAGUGACCAGGAAGAAAAUGAACUUGUGAUCUUACAUCUGCGACAAUUGUGUGAAGCUAAACAGAAGACACACAUGCAUAUUGGAGAUGCUCCAAUGCAGAAUGCUUCCAACAACACCAUUCCGGAAAAUUCAGCCAGCAGUGGAAGGUUCAAGCUUGACAUUCUGAAAAACAAGGCCAAGAAAUCCUUAACCAGCUCUCUAGAAAACAUCUUCGCUAGGGGAGCCAACAGGAUGCGUGGCCGUCUGGGGAGCAUGGACAGCUUUGAGAGAUGCAGCAGCCUUGCUUCUGACAAAGAAUGUUCCUCCGGGGAGUCUCCUCCCACGACACCCCCUUCUUCUCCCAUAUCCUCCAUUUGGAAGCCCUUCCCUGAAGAGGAGUCCAACUCGCCCCAGUUCAGACGACGUGCGCACACUUUCAGCCACCCACCCAGCAGCUCCAAGAAGAAGCUCAGUUUCCAAGAUGGGAGGUCCCAGAGCGUCCGCUCCCCCCUCCUGAGGCAGAACUCUGUGGAGCAGAACAGGCCGACCACCUCCCGACGCACUCACAGUGAGAGUGAAUCGUCCAUGCCGUCCAGCCUCCCUUCUUCCUUUUCUGCCCCAUCUUUCCUGAAAAGCUUUUACCAGAGCUCAGGAAAGCCAUCUCCUCAAUCCGAGAACGAGCUCCCCGAGAGUGAUGGGGAGAGAAGAAAAAGGACCUCCUCUGUGUGCAGCAAUGACUCACUAAAUGCUGGUGGAAUCACUCUUACGCCCCGCCGGAUCUCCUGGCGUCAGAAGAUCUUCCUCCGGGUCGCAUCGCCCAUGAAGAAAUCCCCCUCAGCAAUGCAGUUUCAAGAUGGAGGGGAUGGAAACGAAUUGUUACCCUUGUCUCCCCUUGCGCCAUCUUUCGAUGAAGACCCGCUUGUUUCCAUAUUACAAAACGAUGAUGCCCAAGACAGGACUGGGGAGAAAAAGAACUCAGAAGAGCUGCAGAGUCUGUGGAGGAAAGCAAUCCAUCAGCAAAUACUGCUACUUCGGAUGGAAAAGGAAAACCAGAAAUUGGAAGCAAGCAGAGACGAGCUGCAGUCCAGAAAAGUCAAAUUGGACUAUGAGGAAGUUGGUACUUGUCAGAAAGAUGUUAUCAACGUCUGGGAUAAGAAACUGCUGAACUGCAGAGCCAAGAUCAGAUGCGACAUGGAAGAUAUUCACGCUACUCUGAAAGAUGGUGUACCGAAAAGUCGCCGGGGAGAAAUCUGGCAGUUCCUUGCCGUGCAGCAUCGUGUGAGGCACCGGCUGCCAAAUAAGCAGCAGCCCCCGGACAUCUCGUAUAAGGAGCUCCUGAAGCAACUGACGGCUCAGCAGCACGCGAUCCUGGUGGAUCUAGGAAGGACCUUCCCGACCCAUCCCUACUUUUCGGCACAGCUGGGAGCCGGGCAGCUGUCGCUCUUCAACCUUUUGAAGGCGUAUUCCUUGCUGGACAAGGAGGUGGGGUACUGCCAGGGGAUCAGCUUUGUGGCCGGCGUGCUGCUUCUCCACAUGAGCGAAGAGCAAGCCUUCGAAAUGCUCAAGUUCCUCAUGUAUGACCUCGGCUUCCGGAAGCAGUACAGGCCCGACAUGAUGUCGCUGCAGAUCCAGAUGUACCAGCUGUCGAGGCUGCUCCAUGAUUAUCACAGGGACCUCUACAACCAUCUUGAAGAAAAUGAGAUCAGCCCUAGUCUUUAUGCUGCACCCUGGUUUCUUACGUUAUUCGCCUCACAGUUUGCCCUGGGAUUUGUCGCCAGAGUGUUUGAUAUUAUUUUUCUUCAGGGAACAGAAGUCAUAUUUAAGGUAGCACUAAGUCUGCUUAGUAGCCAAGAGGAACAAAUUAAGAUGUGCGAGACGUUUGAAAGCAUUGUUGAGUUUCUUAAAAACACUCUCCCAGACAUGACUAAGCUCCAGAUGGAGAAGAUAAUGACUCAGGUUUUUGAGAUGGAUAUUUCCAAACAGCUUCAUGCCUAUGAGGUGGAGUAUCAUGUUCUCCAGGACGAACUGCACGAGAACUCCCAUCCGUGUGACGAUGGUGAGGCUGCAGAGAAACUCGAAAGGGCAAACAAUCAGCUGAAGAGGCAAAAUAUGGACCUGCUAGAGAAAUUGCAAGUAGCUCAUACUAAACUCCAGAGCAUGGAAUCAAGCCUGGACGAUUCCUUGGCAAGGGAGCAGAAAAUGAGGAACUUAAUCCAGUCCCUGGAACAAGAGAAAGUGCUCUAUCAAAAGACUCUCGAGAAGAUCUGUAGAUACUUGCCUGAAGAAGCACUGGCUGACUGCGAACAGCUGCUCAGAGAGGUGAACUGUAACACAAGCAAAAUCUCCAAAUAAGCCAUAAGUAAAAGGUUGGAGGCAACACAGUUUCUGACAACAAAGGAAAGGAAAGCAACGCACAGGCUGCUGAGGAAGGUGCCUGCAUGAACUCACACAGGUCCUGGGAUUCUUACUUCAGCAGAGAAGGCCUUUUAAAUCUUGAUAUGCAAAUCCCAGGUUAAAUGCUUGUAAUAAUGUGUGCACAUGAAUUGUAAUGCGCAACACAAAACAAUUAGAUGUAUAAUAUUUAGGACUGAUCUAAAGGAAAAGGGAUUAAAUGACACCCUUUGAGACCGCGGACAACUAAAAUGCCAUCCUCCGUAUUGUUCCCUUCACUUGGAGUAAAAGGAACAUGUUGUGUCUUUUCUAUAUAUUGAUUAAUACUUGAAAAGAAAAGCAAGAAUGUAAUUUUUCCCUCCAAAGAACAGCAUGUUUCCCAUAUUACUAGGGGAUUUCUUUGUGUUUUUGUUUCUGCGAAUUUUUUGUGUGAGAACUCCCUGUAAGCUCAUAUGUGCCUAUAAUUAAUUCUACUGACAAUUGCAUAUGUGCAACGAUCUUUCUGACCAGCUGUCAUUUUGCUCCUCUGCUGCUGAGGAAAGUUAGCCAUGCCAGGUUGCUUUUGCGUGGGUCUGGAAAAGUCACCAGGGCUUAUUUUCCCAAGCCAUUCUUCGAGAAGCCAGAAAAACAAGUCCAUUUCUCUCUCGUUUUCAUCCCUGUACACUAUUAUGUGGAAUUAAAAGCAGAAGCAGACGAGCCUAGAAGCCUCACAGGACAGACCUGUUGUUGGGUGUCUGUCCAUUUCUGUAUAAAAUGGCAAAUGGGAGAUAAAACAUCAGAAUGUUCCCCCCAUAAAAUAUUCCUGCAUAUUCCAAACCCACCUGUUAAGUUUUGACAGUAGCCAGUUGGGAUACAUGUAGGUGGUGUUUGAAUGUUUUGUCACAGGAGAUAUUUCAUCACUUUAUUUGGUGCCUGGCUUGGGACACCCAUCCAAAAAAACCCUUCACAGGGUUUCUGGUCAUCUGGUGUUGCACAUAAGAUGUGGCUGGGCUUCCGUUCGAAGGCUGUUUGCUGCAAACAUGGGUUUCAUGGCGCGCGAGAGAUCUGGUAUAUUUUUUCCACUUCCACCUCUGUUUAAAGGGCCAGUGGCUCGUCCACCUUGUUUCCUUCAUUGGGAAGUGAGCACUAGAGAAAACGUAAGUAUUAGGAUUCCAUAAAUGUGUGAAAUAUAAUGCAUCAAUGAUACGCUAGACUCAGAGAAGCAGAUAGACUUAACUGUAUUAAUGCUACUGAGAAGUUGUUCAAACAUAGCAACUGGUACAUUUCAGCUUAAAAUGUCUGUCCUGUAGAAUGCUUUAAAAAAUAAAAAUCAUAGAUACAGUUUGACGUUUUUCAGGUAGCUUUUCCUCUUCGAUUAGUCUCUCUUCUGCACAUUUCUGAAGAUGUGCUACCUUUGGAAGGCACUUCCGUCAUGUAGACCAGACACUGAAGUCAAUGCUUGACCCAACAAAGCAACAAAAACGGCCGUCUAUCUUAGUUAGGAAGUGCACAUUUCAUUUUGGGACAUGCUUGAACUGUUGUAACAUUCGGUGGGAAUUACUUGUUAUUGAUCCAGAUAUUAUUUUUAAUAAUAAGCAAAGUGCCAAAUUCAGCCAAGUGUCUUACUUGUACGAGUUUCAUGUAUGCUGGGGUGGGUGGGUGGGUGGGUGGAGUGUGGGGAAAGGUGCCAGCACUUCCUUUGUAACAUGGAUUAUGCAGAUAACAAGCAAAACCGAGGGGAAGUAGAGCUGGUUUUCUGUUUUCCCGCUGCAGUGUGUGCCUUUCCUUCCCAUGAUGCAUUGUUGUUAGGCCAAAGUAUGGAUGGCGUUAUCAUGGGCAUGGUUCACCAGGAGGGAAGGGGAGGGAAGCGAGGGAAUGGAAGGCAGUUUAGUAAAUCCAACGGUGCAAGCUAAAUAUCUAAUCGACUGUGCUUGGGGUUUUUCUCUUGUCCCUGCUGUCUCUUACCAGACCUGCAGGGGAUAUGGAGAAGUUGUAAUAACAUGGCAUUUUACUUGGUAGAGAAAGUGGCUUCAGGGGGAAUUUUUCUGGUUUUGUGUUUGUUUGUUUGGCAAUUUCAUCUGAGGCAAACUUAGGCAUACGGAACCAGAACAUACUGUUAAACUGUGUAUUGCAAUGAUUGAGCUGCGACAGCACAUUUCUUUUAUUUUUUUAUUUUUAUUUUUUUAGAGGCACAGAAAGUUUCAUCCUGUGUUGGGCUUAGUGACUUACUCAUGUAUCACCUGGAGAAUUUCCAAUAAAUGCCAUUGCUGCA
This is a messenger RNA of Varanus komodoensis (Komodo dragon), 6195 nucleotides long. It is a transcript of the gene TBC1D4, whose product is annotated as TBC1 domain family member 4. The transcript is spliced from 20 exons. NCBI's taxonomy places the organism in Eukaryota, Metazoa, Chordata, Lepidosauria, Squamata, Varanidae. The coding region runs from base 102 to 3905 and encodes 1267 amino acids. The record is from RefSeq and is a predicted model, not a curated record.